This is a messenger RNA of Saccharomyces paradoxus, 435 nucleotides long. RefSeq lists its product as uncharacterized. The coding region runs from base 1 to 435 and encodes 144 amino acids. NCBI's taxonomy places the organism in Eukaryota, Fungi, Ascomycota, Saccharomycetes, Saccharomycetales, Saccharomycetaceae. The transcript has a single exon. The record is from RefSeq and is a predicted model, not a curated record.
AUGACUUUGUUUUUCAAAGUCUUCGAUAUCUCCAAGAUAAAUAAUUCUUCCACGGAUGAAGAUCCUAGAGACAAGAUACUGUGCAAUGAGCAUCACCCUUUUGAGAAGGGUCACUUUAAGGCCACCAUACGAGCUUUCAGUGACAGCAUUAAGCUAGGACUGAAGGGCAGUUCGGGGCCCAAAGGCACAGUCUCUAUAUUCGAGAAUGAAAAUACGCCACACGAUCUCACGGCGGAAGAUUUCAAGUUGCAGCCGGUCUGUAUGGCCUUUUCCUGGUUUGUUAUUGGUCUCGUUAUCGUUUGCUUACUACUUUGCAUCACGCUUGUGCUAACAUCACAAUAUCAAGGCGAAAAUGAAAAUUACGCUACGGAAGCUAUACCAUCAAGUAAUAUCAACGACGAGGAAAAGCAAUUAUCGCUUCUCGACAUGGCUUAG